AUGCUCCCCUCCCUCCUCCGCCUCCAGCCCCGGAAUCCCACCACCGCCACCCCCCUCGAUCCUGAAACGAUCUUCUCCGCCGCCUUGGGCACCAUCUUCACCGACGACGUGCGCAACCAGCACGGCGACCCGGAAAACGUGAUUGUCUAUAAUUCCGUGUAUGGAGAGCUAGAGUUUAGAACCUCGGAUCCGGUGAAAGAGGAGGGGCGCAGGAGGUUCGCGCACUAUUUGUGGAAUGCGGGCGUGCUUUUGGGGGAGGUUAUUGGGGGAAGGGGUGUGAGGCCGGGGGGAGAGAGGGAUAGGGAGUGGAGCGGGAUGGAGGAAGGGGACAAGCGGGAGGGGGAUGAGGGAAGGAGGUGGUGGAUUAGUAGGGAAGAGGAGGAGAGAUGGGGCGUCAAGAGCGAGCGGGUGUUGGAGCUUGGGGCAGGCGUAGGGCUCGCUGGUAUUGUUAGUGUUUUGGCUGGUGCUGAGGAGGUUACUAUAUCAGACUACCCAGCCCCCGAAGUCCUUGCUACGUUAGCAGAGAACGUCUCCACAAACGUGUCUGGGCACCUCCGCUAUCGCGUUAAUAUUGAAGGCCACGAGUGGGGCGACCUGAGCACCCCGUUCGCGCUCGCCAACGCGGGCCGCUAUACCCGAAUUCUAGCAGCAGAUUGUCUGUGGAUGCCCGACGAGCACCACAACCUCGCAACGUCGAUGCUGCACUUUCUGUCUCCAGCUGAAGACGCGCGUGUGUUGGUGAUGGCCGGGUUUCAUACCGGCCGGGCGAAGUUGGCGCCGUUCUUCGAGGUUGUUGGGCAGGAAGGACUGGAGGUCGAGGAGAUUUGGGAAAUGGACGCGGAUGGGGAGAGGAGGGAGUGGAUGACUGAGAGGGAAGGCGAGGGCGUGGCCGAGAGAAAGAAGUGGACCGUGGCAGCUAAGUUAAAGAGGAAGCAUUGA
Molecule: messenger RNA, 939 nt
Organism: Coniosporium apollinis CBS 100218
Lineage: Eukaryota; Fungi; Ascomycota; Dothideomycetes
Exons: 3
Coding region: 1-939 (312 amino acids)
Biological process (GO): peptidyl-lysine dimethylation
Molecular function (GO): protein-lysine N-methyltransferase activity
Source: RefSeq, a predicted model, not a curated record